AUGAACAGCAUUCCGUACGACUCCGCAUCCAAUGACGAUCCACUCCGCCAGUUCGACUUUUACUUGCCGGAGCUAGCCCUUUCUUUGCCCCAUACGCCCUCGCUCCUCUGCUUUAUCCACGGUGGCGCCUGGAGAUCUGAAGACAAGCAAGACCAUGCCCAGCUCGCCCGCAGGCUCGCUGCAGCCACAGCCUGCCCAGUAGCUGUGCCUAACUACCGCCUCACUCCCAGCGAUAACCACGAUCCGCGAUUUCGUCACCCAAUCCAUGCCCAGGAUAUUCUGACCUUUCUCAAAUUUGUCAGGACAUGGCGUUAUCAAGGACAGCUUUCCGAUGCGUUCGAUCCAGACUCGCUUGUCUUGCUUGGGCACAGCUGCAGCGCGCACAUGCUCGCCUCGAUUCUCCUCGACAGCCACCAAGCUAGUUUGGUCCCGUCUCCAGACCUUUUAAGCUCGGUCAAGGGCGUGGUGCUCUCAGAAGGCAUCUACGACCUAGACAAACUCGUCGCCCGUUUCCCCGCUUACCAAGCCUGGUUUAUCGAACCCACCUUUGGCCCCCCAAGCUCCGGAGACGCGCCUUAUAGACGCUUUUCGGCACUGGAAUAUCCCCUCCGGCUGUCUUCUCCUUCGUCUUCUUCGGCGCUGGCGUGGCUUUUGCUCCAUUCAACAGGCGAUACUCUCAUCGAUCUUGACCAAACGCGCAGCAUGUACAACCAUCUCGUGCAAAUCGCACCUACUCCUAGUCUGAUAUCCAUCAACACGGACGCCCUCAAAGAGGAGCAUGAUGCCAUCUUUGAAGGAGACGCCUAUCUCCAGCUCGUCAGGCAGUUUACGUCUCGACUUAUCCCAGAGUAG
Molecule: messenger RNA, 852 nt
Organism: Psilocybe cubensis
Lineage: Eukaryota; Fungi; Basidiomycota; Agaricomycetes; Agaricales; Agrocybaceae
Exons: 2
Coding region: 1-852 (283 amino acids)
Molecular function (GO): hydrolase activity
Source: RefSeq, a predicted model, not a curated record